GAGCAGCGGUGGAGCGUAGCUGCCGCCGGACACUCACCGCUCUCUCUAAAGGACAAUUUCCGGCCUGGUUCCUGAGGUUCCCGCCGCAGCCCCAAGGAGAACAGCAGCUAUUCUCCGCUCUUUUUUUUAGCAUUCCAGGUCUUUCCCGCUUUUCUGCCCAGCAGGGCCUGAAACGACAGAAGAGACUCACCUGACUUGGCCUUUCUCUGCGUAAGGAUGGAUUCGCCGGUUUCCCGGGACCCACCCGCCGCAGGCCUUUAGAAUUAGGCUGCUGCUUUUAUUUAAAGAGGGCUUAGAACCCUCAAUCUGUUAGGUAGACGUUCUUUUUCUCACUUUCCAGGCGAAGACUCACCCCUGCACAGAGACUGCAUCUGAAUGUGCAGGCCAUGACAAAGUCCACCGAGCCACGGAUUCCCCUGGUUGUCGGCCUGUGAACAAAGAACUGCCGUUUUCUCCGUUUUGCCCUAUGUUCGCCAUGCAGAACUUUAAUUCCCGAUGAAGCUCCGGAGGCAUUUUGUAUCCUCAACAUCAGGCGUCAUCAAAUCGAGCUGGAGCUUAGCAGAGAUGGAUUAUUAUUUAAUCCUCCUAACAACCCAAUGAGGGAAAAGUUCAAUUAGAAGACUUACUUCACCAUCUUGAGAAAGAAGGGAUUGAACUCCUUGCCUUUACAGAAGAACAACUCUACUUUGUCUGGUGCUUGUUACAGCAAAGACAGGCUGAGGACUGCUACCAGAAAUCUAGAAGAGCUGUCAGGGAAGCACAUGGAAGAAAUUAAAGAAGUAGAAAAUUAUGCAAACCGUGUCUGUAACUUGCCAGAGGAAAAGGAAGCAUUUUCUCAUGGUUACGAAAAGGAAAGCAAGCAGCCUAGACAUGAGUUUAAAGGGCUCCAACUCAAACCGGAAGUGCAAAUAAAGGAGGUCGAAAUAUUGUAUCAAGAAGGCUUGUCUGAAAUAGCUCUGAGCAGCCCUAGUGAACAGAUUGCACACUUACUCAUGGAAAGAAGUACACUCUUGAGGAAACUGGAACGAGGGGAUCCCAAACCAGAAUCACAAAGAUGUCUGAGCAGCAACCUACAGAAAGAAUUUCCCCAGGAGAAAUUUGAACAAACUCACCAGCCUCUGCAAAGGGAACAUCAGAAACAUCAAGAACUUGUGCAUCAGUUUAAAAAAAGUCUGAGUGAGUCCCAUGAUGAAGACCCAGAAAAAGGUAAAAUAUCACAAAACUGCAGAGAGAAAGAUAUGGAACAAGUAACAAGGAGGUUAGGGAUGGCCCACGAAGAGAUCCGAAGGCUCACUGAUGAACUGCAAGGGAAGGAGAAAGAACAGAGUAAAUUAGAUUCUGCACUUGAGAAGUCUCAACUAGAAAUUGAGAAAUUGAAAGAAAAUUUGAUAAAGGUGAAAGAAAAUGACUCAGUUGACCUACGGAAAGCAAAGGAACAUAAUCAGAGACUGGAUGAGGAAAUUCUGGCUUUAAGAAAUCGAGUUCGAUCACUUGACUCAGAAAGAAAGGUACUUGGAGAAGAGGUUGAAAGGCUUAAAGGAGAAAUUUGUGAAUCUCAAGAGAAUAAGCAACUUGGAAACCACUCUCCUGGAAAAAUGGUGGGUGCUGAACAGAAAGUAGAGGUAUUAAAAUUAUGUUCUUUCUGACUUCUAAUUCUGAAGUGAGUUGCAUUUCACAAGAGUGCACCAGAGCAAUAGGCGUUGAGCAUUUGCUAUUCUCCUCUUGCCUGCCUUUUUCUAUUGCUUUGCCAGGGAGUAUGGAGGAAGAAAUUGGGGUACAGAGGAUAUGUUUCUGUUCACUUCCUCGCCACAGGGAACAAUUAAUAUGAAAAAUAUAAUGGGUUUCGUUAAAGAAAAAAAGACUCUUACAAAGAUACAACCAACUUGGACAUUUUUAAUCAUCAAAAUGAAGUUGCCUUACAGAAUCAACCAGUGAUAGGGGAGUGGGUAGUUGGAACCACAUAUCAUAGAGAACUAAUAUGGUUUAGGCUCCAGUGUGCACAGCAUCUAAUCUUUUCAGAACGAUCAGCCUCUGAAGGGGUGGGCAAAGUGAUCAAACACAAGGCAGAUGGAAGCAAGAGCCAGUGUGUUGUAGAGAGGGCAAUUUCAGAUAUUCAGCUCAAGGAGCUAGACUGCUUUGCCUUUCCUCUCACACACCUAAGAUGAGUGACAUCCCUGUUGCUGAGGGAUCUCCUUCACCAGAGCUUGUUUUUACUGUAACUCUCUGGGCCCUAUACCUCCAGCCUCCUAUGUAGCAAGGAACUAUAGCCACUGAUUUAUUGUUUCCCCGCCCAAGGAGCCUGUAUCCUUCUUGUCUUCCAGAACUCUCUUGUAGAUAAAUAAUGCAUUUUGUAGGAAGGAAGGGAGGAAGGGAGGGUG
Messenger RNA from Aethalodelphis obliquidens (Pacific white-sided dolphin), 2378 nucleotides. Its product is annotated as coiled-coil domain-containing protein 30-like. NCBI's taxonomy places the organism in Eukaryota, Metazoa, Chordata, Mammalia, Artiodactyla, Delphinidae. The transcript has 10 exons. The record is from RefSeq and is a predicted model, not a curated record. The coding region runs from base 762 to 1646 and encodes 294 amino acids.